AAAACUUUUUUUUUUUAUUUAAUGGUGGAAAAAAUAAGAAGGAAGGGCAAUUUUGGUUUAAUUGGAAUUUUGAUAUAAGGAAAGCCUCAAACAACGGGUAACGCAGCUCCAGAGUCGGUGGUGGUCGAGAUCCGGCGUCGUCGGAUCCGAAGAAGAUGAAGGUUUCAAGCGGUGUGGUGGCUUCUGUAAUUGCCGUCUCCACCGCUGCUCUCUCUUCUUCCUCCACUCCUCCAAUCUCCCCAAAGGUCUGGGAAUCGAGGAAGACGAAUGGGUCGGAGAAAUUUGAGCCGAGGUUUGAUGGCUUAAGGUUCAUAGAGACGCUGGUCACAGCACACAGAUAGAUUUUGAAUACCAUUCUUCACUUGGGUGGUGCAAAAGCUUUUGUUUUUUAUACAAAGCGUGAGUGCGUCACUUGGGUCUCUUUAAUCUUAUCAUUCAUCUUUUGUUUAGUGUUUACUCUUGUUUUGAGGAUUUUAUUAACAUUCAAUUGCUUUUGUUGUGGUAAACUUUAUUUCAUAUUUAUUACCGAUUUCGUAUUUUGGUGUGCGUUUAGUUUAUAUGAGACAAACAUGUGUGGCAUUGGCACUGA
Messenger RNA from Camelina sativa (false flax), 589 nucleotides. RefSeq lists its product as uncharacterized. The record is from RefSeq and is a predicted model, not a curated record. Lineage: Eukaryota; Viridiplantae; Streptophyta; Magnoliopsida; Brassicales; Brassicaceae.